This is a messenger RNA of Nelumbo nucifera (sacred lotus), 1008 nucleotides long. RefSeq lists its product as uncharacterized. Gene Ontology annotation, molecular function: structural constituent of ribosome. Gene Ontology annotation, cellular component: mitochondrion. Lineage: Eukaryota; Viridiplantae; Streptophyta; Magnoliopsida; Proteales; Nelumbonaceae. The record is from RefSeq and is a predicted model, not a curated record.
AUGUUGGGCACAAAAACCCUGGUCUUUCCGAUCCUCCUCCUACCGCCGCAUAGUCCACAGACGACUGACCAGGGAACGCCUCUACUCUACUCCGGCACUCCGUUUUCUUCCCCUUCCUCCUACCGACCCCCAAAUUUAGCUUUGCGUCCUCCCAUGAUCACGAAGCAUUUUUAAUUCAUUGAUGUACAAGCACUCUUAACCUGGACUUGCGGAUAGUUGCAUAAAUACUAUACUUUGGAUGGUUACAGCUCUCAUUGAGGUUUAUUGACACUGAACAGUUUCGGAGAGUACUGAUGGAGAAAGCACUUGGUCUCUUUAAGCAUUCACUCACUCUUAUUAGAAGUUUCAGUACUUCUGUUCCUUCAACAACUGCUGCAGCAACAGGUGCAUCAAAAAAAUUGAAACGCAGGAAGAAGAAAAACCUCUUCGAAGUAGCUCAGUUUCUUCCUAAUUGGGGAAUUGGGUAUCAGAUGGCAAAGACUCAUUGGACUGGAGUAUCUUAUCAGAUCACCAAGAUCAAUCUUUAUAAGGAUGGUAGACAUGGUAAGGCAUGGGGAAUUGUCCACAAAAAUGGCAUCCCAGCUGCGGACGCUCCAAAGAAAAUAAGUGGGGUUCACAAGCGCUGUUGGAGGUACAUUCCAGAAUCAAAGAAAUCAAUAGAAAGCCGUCCAGAACCAGAAGCUCAAGUAGCUUAACGUCCCAUACUUGAUGUUCUGAUGGAAUGGGUUGUCUUUAUUGCGUGGGUUUAAUUGUUAAAUAUGGUGGUGGAUGGUGAUCAGUUUGAAUCAGUGUGGUCAACGGGGUUAAGACUAAAGACUUGCCCACAUCUGAUCGAAUUUUGUAAUGAUUAUUUCUAAGUUCAGAACUAAGCAUGUAGGCUUGCAGAUUGUGUUGUCUAAAUAGGGUGAUCAGAAGUGUGGAAUUUAUUCCUAACAUUUCUCGUGCACAUACCUUGCAAGAGCAGAUUUUUUAUUGGUAAUAAAUUAACAACUAACUUUCAGGUCGCAA